GGAGAGGAAAGGGGCAGGCAGCAUUGAACCGGAGCUGGAGCUGGAAUCAGAGCCCAGAACCCCAGAGCCCAGUGGCCACGUCCAGUGCCACGGUGGAGCCAAGGUGUGGGGUGGCAGUGAGGGAGAUGGGGAGGUCUCUUGCCAGAAUGCGAGAGUGAACCUCAGCAUGCGAAGUCUUGGCACAGUCCCGUGUGUUCCAGCUCUCCCUCCCGGGACAGGCGGACACCCAGACGGGACGCCCCCGCGACGCCCCGGGCUUCCAAGAGUCUGUUUCUUGUCCCCUACAGCUACCCGGCUAAAUAACCUGGGGACUUAGGCUGGAGCCGCAGAAGGGGCACAAGCGCCUAGGGGGAUUGCCUUUACCUGCCAGCUCUAGGGAGUGUUGGCAGUCUAAGGGUUGUUGCACGGAGGGACUCGGUGUUAAGGGAAUCCCCUCUUUGGCCUCUUUCCUCCCUCCCCACCUCUUCCAGGUGAGCCCGCCGCCCGCCGGUCAUCCACUCCUAGUGAGCCUCUGUCACUCUCCUAGAGGCGACAUUCGGUCCCUAGGGGUCCUCUGCCCGCUGGACUUGUCAUGUCGUCCGUGUUUGGCAAACCCCGGGCUGGGAACCUUGGUCCUGAGCGCCUGGUACACAGUUCGAUCCCCGAGGUUAACGUGGCCAUCCUGGGUUGCAGAGGAGCCGGGAAGUCUGCUUUGACCGUGAAGUUUCUGACCAAGCGAUUUAUCAGUGAAUAUGAUCCCAAUUUGGAAGAUACCUAUACCUCAGAGGAGACUGUGGACCAACAACUAAUCCUGCUGAGAGUGAUGGACACUGCAGACCAGGAUGUUCCCAGAAACUGUAAACGCUACCUAAGCUGGGCCCAAGCCUUCCUAGUCGUCUACAGUAUUGAUGACCGGCGAAACUUUGAGGGUUGUAGUCAAUACCUGGAGAUCAUUGCCCACCAUGCAAAGGAAACCCAACAUGACUACCCUGUACUGCUUCUGGGGAACAAGCUAGACAUGGCCCAGUACCGGCAGGUCACCAAGUCAGAGGGCAUGACUCUGGCUAGCAAGUUUGGGUGUCUGUUCUACGAGGUGUCUGCCUGCCUAGAUUUCGAAGCCGUGCAGCAUGUGUUCCAUGAAGCCAUCCGGGAGGUACGGAGGGAGCAGGAGAGAAGCGCACCCACCCGGCCCCUCUUCAUCUCUGAAGAAAGGUCCAUUUUCCAUCAGCCCCCCCUCACUGCCAAGCACGGCCUGCCUAGCUGUACCUUCAACACCCUCUCUACUGUCAACUACAAGGAGAUGCCUGCCGUAGCCCAGGCCAAGCUGGUGACUGUCAAGUCAUCCCGGGCCCAGAGCAAGCGCAAGGCCCCCACCUUGACCUUACUAAAAGGCUUCAAGAUCUUCUGAGACCCUUGCUAUUUACCACCCUCCACCCCAGGGGGCAACUGUAUGAGAGGCAAAAGGGGACAGUAUGAGUAGAAGCAGUCCUUGGGGCAGCUAAUAGAACUGUGCCCAUCAGUUCAGACUGUCAGGAUAAGGGACUGAGCCCUUUGGGACAGACUCUCCCCCUGACUGACUGGUUCCCACUCCCAGCCCCCUCCCCAAUUUGCUUCUGGAAUUAGAGUUCCAGGGUUGUUGGCACUGAGUUAGUUCAGCUUGACUGGGGCAGCUCCCCACAGAGCAGUUCACAGCCCCCUUGUCAGGAGGGCAGACUGUGUGUGUGUGUGUGUGUGUGUGUGUGUGUGUGUGAUCUUGUUCCUGCAAUCCAUGAAAUUCCAGUUUCCAAGGCAACCUAUGCAGCUGUGACCUUGGAGGAUAACAGCUGUGGGCUGUGGAAGGCAAAAGGCAGAGUCUGAGGCCAGUCUCACAAACAUGCCGAGUGAAACUUGAGGAAUCUCUGCCUUUGAGGUCGAGUUCAAAGGCUCUGUACCUCUUCCUCACCCUCUUCCCCCACCCCACUUCCUGCCUCCCUCCCUAACUUCAGGAGUUAGAAUGGCCAGAUGUGGUCCCUGAAAUACAACCAGGAGUUGUGCUGUUUGCUACAAAGAUUCUGAUUCUCUACCUAUGGGGGAAACUUCGAACUUUGAGGGACCCCUGGUGGAAGGAAAGAGAAGAGCAACUGUUGGCCAGCCAUGGGAAGCAUUGGUUUGUGAAACAGUGAUGUGGGGGCAUAUCACUGAGCACCCGUGGUCCAUAUUCAUGAAAGGCCAGAAGCCAAACAGUAUGGUACCUGGUACAUAAUAGGUGCUUGAUUGAAACACAGCGUGUGCCCCUCCAUUUUAGGUCAAAACAGAUCUUCAAAAGAUGACUUGAAGAGAAAACAAAAAAGCUCAUAGAGAAAAGCAAUCUAAAAAAUGUAUGUGGAAGAAGGAAGAGCCCUCAUUUAUGCUUAGGUGACAGUGGGAGAGUUUGCAGGCUGAUUGUAUAUGGGUAUAUGAAGCUCUGGUCUUUUUUUAACAUCUAUUUCCAAAGUCACCUCAUUCUUUUCCAUCUUUGAGUCACUCUCUACAGACCCCAUAUGGGAUCUUCCAAAAGCCUUUCUCAGGACAGAGUCUCCCACUGACAUCAUACUAGCAAAAAAUAAUCCUUAAGGGAAAUAAACACCCAGAACUAAGAAUAAUGCAUUGAUGAUCCAGAGAGCAAACGCCAUACAAAGUACCAUUGCCUAAACUGGUUUGGAUUUAGAAACGCAUUAUACCAAAUCACAGCUGUGCCUAAGCAGACCUCUGAUCCUUAAAACAUUUUUUGUCAAUGAAACUAUGAUUUUUCCAUAAGUUAUUUGGCCCUGCCUCUAUAGUUUCAGGACAAUAUGAAAGAGACUCAUUAGGAAUGCACAUCCUUGGGGUCAGGCCACUUCUGGCUAUGCCUCUCUGUCCAUAGAGUUCAUUGCAGUUUUGUUCACAUCUGUAUGCAUUUAACCAUUUGAAUACAUAUGCAAGUUUUGUUGAACACUUCUGGAAACAUUUUAAUAAAGCAUUCUU
Trichosurus vulpecula (common brushtail) is the source of this 2961-nucleotide messenger RNA. RefSeq names its product RAS like family 12 (gene RASL12). The transcript is spliced from 5 exons. The coding region runs from base 572 to 1387 and encodes 271 amino acids. The record is from RefSeq and is a predicted model, not a curated record. Gene Ontology annotation, molecular function: GTP binding; GTPase activity. Lineage: Eukaryota; Metazoa; Chordata; Mammalia; Diprotodontia; Phalangeridae.